CACUGUGUGCCUGUUGUCCAUGGAGGUGAAGGGUGUCGGAGCUCCUGGAACUGGAGCUACAGGUGCUUAUUAGCCACUGUAUAAGUGCUUGUAAUUCAGCUUCGGUCAUCUGGAAAAGUAGCUGGGGCUCUUACCACACUAAGCUCUAUCUCCAGCCCCUCUUGCUGAAUUCUUACAGCACUUUGUACCCUUCUUAUCUCUCAGCAGUAGCUGAGCAUCUUGACUUAGAAGUGAUACAUUGCAAUUCCUAUAGUGGGGAAAAAGAAAGCAGGGUAAUGGUUUGGGGCUGCUAAGAAGCUCAGUCUUCAUCUCUCCCAGCAACUAGGGAGUUCCCACACAGGAAUGCUGCCUCCUCUGCACUCCUACACAUACCAAACUGCACUCUGGAGGAGUAGAACCUUCCCCAGGGGAGGGUCCACCCCAGUCCUGUCUGGUGGUACCAGGCUCUCAACAAGGAUGUCAGGCAGAAUGUGGGAAAAAAUUAAAAAGGAUAGAUGUGUACCAGAGGGUCCUCUGUCUUCCUUCAUACUCCGAUAGAUUAGUGUAGACAUCUUGGCUUUGCCCAGGUGUCAAGUUUUGUUAGGGGUUGUGGCUACCCUGGGUCUUGUAUUGGUCUGUAAGGUAUUAGUCAAAGUAUGGGCUCUGGAUAAUGCUAAAUGACCUUUGCCAGAUAUGGUAAUCAUUGCAUUCCCCUAGGGCAGGCUCUGCCCCGCCUGGGAAACCUAGCAAGGUGUGUCCUCGCCACCUUCCGUGAAGUUAAACAGGGGCCAGGUUAGGCUGGGAUCAGUCUCAGGGACUCACUCACAGGAGUAAGAAGCAGAGCACAGCACAAAGGAGCAGGAGGAUGGGAAAGGAGGGACUAGCGUACUCUGUGCAUCGAUGCUGGCCCCUGCUGACUCUGGCUGCCAGUCUCCUGCUCACCUGUGGACCAGCAUCCUCAUUACAAGAACCACAUAGUUCUUCUGGAUUUAUGACUACAAGGCUCAGGACAACACCCAAGACAAGCAGAAGAAUGUUGGAAACAAGCACAACAGUGACCACUUCAACUUUACAUUGGAGAAGCAGCAUUCCUUCAAACUUGGCUACACCAGAAGGCACAAGAAACUCACAGAAAACAGUGAGCAGCAUGGAAGCCACCAACUCUGCUCCCCGCAUAUCAUUUGAAUCAGUUGUACCCAAAUCCACACUGUUCACGUUGAUACCCAAAACCACAGGGAAGAGCACUGUUUCUGCUUCAAUGAAUACGUCUAAUUCUACAAGGACUGGCACACAAAAUGGGACUGAAUUAGAUAGUACCCUUCUGCAAGACACAUCCAUGACUGUUACUAUGGAGACUAACAUACCUGAGAUGAUUUCGACCACAGAUCAUACUCCUCAUCUUCCUGAAGCAUCCUUUACUAAUUCUGUUCUUGUAUCCAGAACAGAACCUGUGAACAGCAUUUCCUAUCCAAGCCCUCAUCAGUCAACCACGCCAGAAGAAACCUCCAGUAAAGUGUCCACUGGACCCCCAAACUCUGUCAUUGGCACUAGUCAGACAGGUUUUGUGGGGACCCCAAACUUGGUUUCCUCCCAAGGAACACCAGAAACUUCCUUAGUGCCAGGAAUGCACUCUACUCUCUCUCAGAGUUAUCCAUUGAUGGAGAAAUCCACUCUUGUCAGCACAAGUUAUAAUACCCCUUCCAAGACAAAAUUCUCACCACUGGAAGGAAUCAGCUCUGAACAUUCCUUGGGAACUACGGUCAGAAUGAUCUCUCCAUCACCUGUUGAUUCCACAUCACAAAGGCAUAGUCACUCUUUUACAGGUCCUAUAAACUCACCCAUGCCUAUUACCCAUCAUAAUCCCAAGCAAGGUUGGAAUACCACUUGGAUACAAUCUAGAACACUUGAACAAACAGAUUCAACCACAAAAUAUGAUCCUAACCAUACUGAAGCAUCCACAAAUGUUGACUCAUGGACAAGGGACAUGUCUACUGUGAACACAUCCCUUACAAAGCUACAAGAGUCCACAUCAGAAGAAACUUCCAUUGGAAUCACCAUCAGGACUCCUGGUUCCAGCCUCACUACAAAGUCACAAAUGUUGGCAAAUAGCCACACAGGACCUUCUGUGAUGACAUCAAACAUGAUGACUUCUGAAGACACAUCAAUUUCUGCCUCACUUAAACACACUAACUCCAGUGGAGGACAUGCACUUCCACAUUCAGAAUCCAUGGCACCUUCCAACAAUGUUUCUUCAUUUCCUUGGGAAGAAUCAAUAUCAACAGAUUCCAUAACAAUGCCACGUGAGUCACAUUCACAUGCUAUUUCUUCCAUGGCAGACAGACACAAAAUAUUACCUACUAGUUCUCUGACAUCUGUCAUCAAAAUUUCUAAGAAUCUAAUCCCAACAGACUUGUCCAGAAUCUCAAGACCUGGGACUUCUUCAACUCUGAGUUUGAGUAGCAGUCCUCAGACAAGUUUUAAGAGUGCACAAUUAUCCAAUGUCUCACAGAUGACCACUGUUUCCACAGUCACAAAAGGAAACCACGUGAAAGAUGGGAGUUCAACAUCCCAGCUCAAAUACACCAUAGCUACACCAGUCUCAUCUGGAAAUGAAUAUUUCACAAUAUUUAUGACCAAAUCAGAAGGCACCACAGUUCCAUCUCCACAACUAAUUUCCUUUGCAACUGCAGAGAUUAAAAGACAGACAGCUUCUACCUUGAUCUUAGCAUGGAAAAAUGAUAGUAAGUCUGAAGACAUGCAUACAACCAAAGGACACAAUACUAGUGAGACUGAUGUGCUCACUAUCCCAUCUCUUCCUGAGUACCAGACAGCAGGCUUGUUUGAGCCCAACACAUCCCUCUCAAUGCUACAUCAGUCAACAUCAAAUGAUACCUCCAUUGGAAUCUCCAUUGGGCUCCCGGGAUCUAUAACAACCACAGAAUCAGAAGAGACAGCAGCCAGUCACAGGGGACAUUCUGUAGUGACAUCAAACAUGGUGACUUCUCAAGACACAUCAACCCCUGCUUCAAACACAGAGACCCAGCACAGUGAGACACAGACAUUUCCACUUUCAGAAUCCAGGCUUCAUUCUGUUAAUCCUCCACCGCCAUCAUGGACUCAUUCAACUUGGGAAGGGUCCAUGCCUGCCAGUUCAACAAGACCUACACCUGAGGCUCCCUCCCGUUCUCCAGUUCCUGCCACUGCAGACAGAUACAGCACCAGAUCCCCUCUUUCUGUCACCUCUAUCUUCACAGUUGCUAAGGACCCAAUCCCUACCAGAUUAUAUACAACCUCAGGACCAACGUCUGUUUCAGUACUAAGCUCCAAACAUGCUCAACUCUCAAAAGUCUUACAAACAACCCCUGUUUCCUCACUCACACAAGAGAACAGCAUGGAAAAUGGGACACACACACGUCAUGCCAAACACACCAUCACACCUACAUCAGCUCCAUGGGAAAAGGAAUCUUUCACAACCAUUAUGCCCAUCAUGGAACAUACCAGACUUCCACCUUCACAGCCUGUCUCAUCUGGAAGCACAGAGAUCGAGACAGGCACAGCUUCCUCCCCAAAGGCAGCAUGGACAGACUUCCGUACAUCUGAAGACAGAAAUUCAACCAUAGAGCAAAAUCCUAACCAUAGCGAAUUGCACACUAGACCUUCUCUUUUUGAGUCUAGGACAGGAGCCCUGUCUGCUGACAGCACGUUCCUGUCAGCCCCCCAUCAGUCUACCUCAGAAGAUACUCCCAUUGGAAUCUCCACCAGUCUCCCUACCUCCACCAGCAAUGCAGAAUCAAAAGAGAUGACAAGCAGACCCAUGGGACAUUCUCCAGUUAUGGCAGACAUUUUGACCUACCCAAACACAUCCAGCACUACCUCAGUCAAGGACACCCAGUCCAGUGGGAUGCAUACACUUCCACAUUCAGAAUCCAUUGCUCCUUUCAACAAUCCUGCUUCAGCAUCAUGGACAGGUAUUCCUGAGGCAGGAUCCUUGUCUACAGAUUCCACAACACCAGCAUCACUUUCACUGGCCCCUGGUACUUCCUUACCAGACAGACACCAUCAGUUUCCUGAUACUGUUGCCUCUAUUUUCACAGUUGCCAAGGAUCUGUUUCCCACAGCUUCAUACCCAAGUUCAGAUCCUGUGACUACUUACAUUUCAAACUGGAGUACUAUCUCUCAGUCAAGCUCUAACACUGCACAUGCUUCCCAAACUUCACCGAUGAAUAAAUUUUCUUUGAUCACACCAGGGUCCAAUGUGGAAACCGGCAGUUCUGUGCCCCAAUUCAAAUACACUAUCACACCUACAUCAAUGUCAUCUGAAAAUAAAGCUUUUCCCACUACCCUUCCCACCACUCAAGUAUCCACUCUUUCACCUACAUGGUCAAUAUCACUUGAACGUGAAAAGAUUGGGACACAGACAUUUACCCUCCUGACUAUAUUGACACCAGCAAAUAUACCUGAGAAGGUGUUGUCAAGCACAGAUUUCAUUAGUAGCCAUUCUGAAGUGCCUUUCAGUUCUUCUCGUCCUGUAUCCAGAACAGUAUCCAUGUCACCUGAUAGCACGAUACUUCCAAUGCUUCAACAGUUUACAUCAGAAGAUACCAAGUUUACAUCAGAAGAUCUGUCCAGUAGAAUUGUCUCCAAACUUUCUAGCUAUAGCAUCACAGAAUCAGAAGAAAUAUCUACCAGCCAGGUUGGGGAUUCUCAAGUGACAUAUAAUACGGGCCCGUCCCUGGAAACAUCACCCAUGUCUUCAGUGUCUGAUAAUUUCAAUAGUUUCACUCCAAUUCCCCUAGUCACAGAGCCAUCCACAUUUCUAAGCCAAAGUCAUGAAGUCCAACCAAUUGCAACUUUUUCAACUCUGAAAGGAAGCCAACCUGCCGAUUCUCUAGGAUAUCUUGAUGGGCCAACCUUAGCUUUUCCUGUUACCUCCACAGAAGAACACAGCACCCCAUCUCCUAGUUCUGUGAUCUCUGACUUCACGCCUUCUAGGGAGGCAAUCACAACUGGAUUGGGUAUACAUGAUUUGUCUACCUCAUUUAUAAAUUGGAGCAAUAGUACACAAUCAAGCCCAGAGACUCCACAGGUCACCAAAUUCUCAGAGCCGAGCUCUGCUUCCUCUGUAAAACCCAGUUGUUCCAUACCCCAAUCCAAAUCCUCUGUUACCGCUGCAUCAGUUUCAUCUAAAACUGCAUUUUCAACCAUGUUCCAGCACCCUCUGGUGGAUACUGCAGUUUCUAUUUCAGAGGCAGCAUUUUCUGAGGCCUCUGGAAUUAUGGCUCACACAACUUCUUCCCCAAGCCAAUCACUCCCACAAACUACCAUUCUUGAAGAGACCAGAAUUGCCACAACACAUGAUACUGUUUCUUCUCAGUUGCCCCCUAGCAUGUCUACUGACAUCUCCAUUUCAGAGGCCAUUACAGCUGGCAGACUCUCCAUGAGAAUCCCCCCUUCUUUCUCAGCAUCAGAAGACAUCACCACUGGAAGCAUUCUCAGCCACAUUACCUAUCCUAGUACAAAAGAACACAUAGAGUUAACCUCCAUCUUGGAGGCAGAUAAUUCUGGGUCUUUAUUAUAUGAUGCCCUGUCUAGGGACACUGCAACCACUGUUUCUGUGGCAGAGUUUUCUUCACCUGAGCCUCAGACAUCUCCAUAUUUAGCAAUGAUAUCUGAAGCCAGAGGUUCUGAGGGACAGUCUUUACUCAAAGAAAAGCACAUCUCUUCAGAUUCAACAUCAACUGUGACUGAGAAAACCACACCACCUGUUACUUCUACUUCACAAGUACAAAAUGACUCUUCCCUUGACUUUGUGACUGCAAUUGUAACUUCUAUUCAAGAAACAACCUCAAUUGGAAAAGAUGAAAAUGUACUUUCUGGGAGCACUUCAACCCAAGGCCUGGAUACCACUUCCAGGUAUCCAGGUCCUUCAUUUGACAUAAGAAACCUCACAGCAGAUCACAUUCCCUCAAAAAACCUAGAAAACAGAAUAGAAACCAAUAGUCCUGGAGCCCAUUCUCAAGGCACUGUCCUAGUUAAUUCUGUCCCAUCAAGAAUAACAACUGUAAUGAUGACCCCGCAAAGCAAUUGGCACACGGCCCUUUCCACAUCAAUGCCCAUAUCUAAACCUGCACAUACAGAAACUCAGAGAACUUUCCUCCUAACCUCAGUAGAACAGGAAAUCACCAUGCCUGAAGAUACUAACUUGAUGACAAAACAUAGCUCUGAUCUUUUCACAGUGCCCACUAGGACUUACACUGGGAUUUCAAGAACAGCAGUUAACUCGGCUGAUAGAAUAUCUAUUUCAAGCUCUGGAUCCUUCACAAAGACAGCAGACAUCUUAAUGGGAAAUAAUUCCAAUAUCUCUACUGUUUCCUUCCCAAACAUUGACGACAGUCAAGUAAUUAAUGCUGCAGAAUCAUCCAAGGUCACAACUCUUUGGAGCACUUCAGUAACUACUGAUGAUACAGGGGAUCUCUCUACUGUAACUCAGACAGUUCUGCACCCAGACUCCAUAACUCAUUCCACCAGUUCUGAGCCACUGUCACAAACAGACUCCCCAGUCCAUGAAGCAACCCCCUCUGUGAAGUCUGUAGAAAUACCUCUGACAACAUCAUCUUUUCUUGCUACAUCCUCAUCAGAAGGACAAAGUCUCAGUCUCACUUCUCCUGCUUCUGGGGUCCCCACAUUCUCUUCUGGGGAAAGAACUCCAAAGGAAAUAGACUCAAACUUAGAUUCUUUUACAACACCAUUUCCAAGCUGGAGAAACAGUGAGUUAGUCAAUUCAAAGGACACUAGAACCUCACAAACAUCUUACAUUUUGAACAGAACUGAAGCAACCAGUGUGGACAUAACCACUCCUGGACCCCAGUUCCAAAACACUGUGUCAUCUAAGGCUGUUCUCCGAGAUGGUACUGCCUCUUCCUUUUUGUCAUUACUAACAAAGACUCCUCCUUCUUCUGCUUCCUCUCUACCACCAGAGAGUUCAAGCUCUACCUCUUUUCCUGAGACUUCAUUCCACACCUCUGAGUUUUCUAAGACAAAGGAUACAUUGAUCAGAAGCUUGAAAACUGGACCAGGUUCACCUCCAAAUUUGAGCAGCACCUCACUUGAAAUAUUGGGCUUACCUGAAGUUACUACUGAUAGAGAAAAUUUUCAUUCUUCCUCAAAAUUCAAAGUAGCCAACAUGGAGGCCGUCAGUAAAGGGCAUGAGCUAAGUUCCUCUGUACUGAUACCCACUGAAUCAUUCAGGGAUGCCUAUACAGGUGGUACCUCUUCCUCCACAUGGGUGACUUCUAUGUCCACAUCAUUGCCUGCCCAUUUAGAGACUACUAGAUCUGAUACUGACCAAUUUUUCCAUUUGACUUCUGGAUUGAGGGAUACUAGCAUGUCUCUACAAACAAGCAUGCCUUCAUCUCCUGUGUCCACUCCCAUUUUUCCAAAUUCUGAGACUGCUGUCGCUUCUGCUAGAAACAUAUCGACUCCUUAUCAGACUCAAUCUUCACGGUUUACUGAAGUUCCAGUACAAACAGUCACCACCUUACAUUCUUCAUCUAUUACUGAGCCUACAGGGGUAACAUCUUUCCCAGAAUCCAAUUUUACUGUGCCCUCACCAGAAAGUACUCAUGUUCCAAGAACGGAUAUGCCACCUGCAGAUGAGGUGACUUCAGAUGAAACCACCCUUUCUGCAGCAGAAGAUAUGGCUUCAUUGGCCACAACCAGCAUUCCAAAAGGCAGCUCACUUAUGACUUCUAACAGUCCUCAUUCAAUAACAAAGUCAAGCCAUGGUGAUAUUUUGGUGGCCACCAAUGUAAAAGAAUUACCUCCUUCAACUUCUACAUCUCUGCCCUUUCCUGUUUCCACUAGCACUGACUUUACAGCCAUCCCAGCUCUGCAAAAGACUACUCUUUCAGAAACAGAAGAUGGCAUGCAGUCCCAGACAGUGACCCCUGAUGGAGCUGCCCAUGGAGACACCCCAGGCCUAGUAAAGAGCCCUUUGGCUUCUAUAUCACCUGCUAGCUCUAAAGAACUAACCACAGAAGGGGUGGUAAAAGCAGAGACCACUGAUGCAGCUCUGAAGACUACACCCAUCGCCACUUCAACCACCAAAAUCUCUACAACUUCAAGACCCCUGGCUCACCUCAAGACACCAGAGACAACGGUCAACAUAAACACAACAGAGAUGAUUAUCACAGCCUCAGAUGCCUCCCACAAUGUCCUGGGGAUGACAGCAUCACUUUCUUCAGGCUCUAGGAAAAAGACCAGCAUGGUCCUCAGAACAAGACCAUCUUUGUACAGUAAAGAACCAGAGAGCACAGCCUUGAGGAGCCCCAGUCUUAGGACAGAGACCAGCCAAGCUAGUCGUACUUUAACUGGCUCCUCUGGUGACUCUGGUACAGUCUCAUGGGUCACCUAUCCUUUGGAGAUGACUUCAGCUGCUGCCAAGAUGACCCUAAGUGCUUCUCAAGGUGAAUCAGAUUCCAUGGUGUCCACAGCCACCAUUCCCAGAGAAGUCAGUUCAUCUUUUCCACAGUUAACUGUUUUCUCUACAACACCAGAUUUGCCAACCUCACUGAUUAGCGGACCUGAAGAAAGCACUGGUAUGUUUAUUCCAACUCUUACUGAUUCCCCGAGUGAACCAAAGACAAUAGCUUCUGGGGUCACCCAUCCUGGAACAGAGGUGAGUUACUCUGUUGCCAGCACUUUUCCUGCUGACACAUCAGGAAUGGCAACCUCAUUGAAUAUUAGUACUGGAGCAGAGACCAAGCCAGCUUUUCAAAAUCUCACAGUCGCACCUAGUGAGUCACAUACAAUAUUCCCAAGAAACACACAUCUUACACAGAGCAGAAUCCUUGUUUCUGGAAAUAUUGAAUCUGAUACUACCACGCUCUCAAUGGAUACCACCCGUGGGACAGAAGUCAUGCUAGCCUUUCCAACCACUACUACAUCACCUGUUAUAGCCGGAUUGGAAACCUCACUGGUCAUUAGUUCUCAGACACAGGAAAAAAAUAAUACAUCCACUAUGACUCCUGCUGAGGAACCAGAGUCCACUGGCACACUUGUCACUGAUUCCAAAGCAUGGGGAACUACAGCUAUUCUAAAUACAAGUAAUUCAGCUGUUGUAUCAGGAAAGAUAAUAGAGCCAACUACUUCAACCCUGACUGCUUUUCCAUAUCAACUGUUUAAUACAACGUCUUGGCUCACCCAGACUGGGACAGAAGACACCUCAAUUUUUUCCACUGUGGAGAGUACAUCCUCUAGUGAGCAAAAUACAACAACAUCAGGAAUCACCCAUCUUACGGAGACAAACGUUACUCUUCCUAAGACAGCCCUAACAUUUUCUCAUGGUGGAUCAGAUUUGACACUGUCAACCACCACAAGUACUGGGAAAGAAGUCAGCUCUGCUCUUCCCACUUUGGUGACCUCACUGGCCACUAGUUCUAGAGCAGUUACCAGUACAAGUAUUCCAUCUUUGUCUGUUUCUUUUUCUAAGCCAGAGACAACGAACUCAUUUACUACCGAUGCUGGAGCCCAGACAAGUUUAGGUAUUACAGUUCCAUCUGACUCCCCUAGAAUGUUGGCCUCACUAAUAACCAGUUCUGGAACAAAAAGCCAUCCAUCUCCAACUUUGACUGUUUCCCCAGGUCAACCAGAGACCACCAUUCCAGGGGCCAUUCAUCUUGAGGCCAAGUCCAGUUCGGCUAUUCCAACUUUGGCUGUUUUUCCUGGUGAGCCAAAUACAACCAUUUCCUUAUUCACUCCUCAUGCAGCAAUCAGUCCUACAGUUCUCAAAACAGUCCCAGAUUUUUCUCAGCAUGGGUUAGAUGUUACACCCUCAGUGGCUUCCAGUCUUGGGACAGAAACAAAUUUAGCUGGCUCGUCUUCUAUUUUUUCACCUGAGGUGAAAGGGGUUCUGACCUCAUUGGCUCCUAGUUUUUCAACAGUAACUAGUGAAAGUACUCCAGCUCAGUUUGUUUCUGCUGAUGAGUCAGACACCACAGUAUCAUUUGUCAGCCACCGUAGGCCACAGGUGAGUUCAACCAUUGCAACUCUGACUGUCUCCCCUGAAGUUCCAGAGUUGAUGUCACUCACCACAAGCAGUAAAUUAGAAACAAGUCUAUUUUCAACUCAGGUUGCUUUCUCAAGUCAGCCAGAGAUCACUGCUUCAGAAGUCAGCCAUCUUGGGGAUAAAGCUAGUUCUAAGAUUCCAUCUGGGACUAGGACUCCUACUGAGCAAGAUGAAGCAACAAGGCCAAGUUUUUCCUAUAUGGAUUUAGACACUAUGCCUCCCGCAUCCACAAUUAUUGGUCCAGAAACAAGUUCAUCUGUUCUAACCACAACUGUCUUACCUGUUGUCCAAGAUAUGGUGACUUCGCAGGUCCCUAGUUUUGGUACAGAUUCAAAAACAACUACAUCAAUUCUGAUGCUCCAUUCUUCUGAGCCACAGACUGUAGUUUCCCUGGCAACCAAUGCAGGGGAAGAGUCCAGUUUAGCCACUUCUACUGCAGCUGUCUCUCUAGGUGUAACAGAAGUGAUAACAUCACUGGUGUCUAGUUCUGGGGCAGAGACACAUGCAAUCCAAACUGCUUCCCCAGAUGAUCCAGAUACUAUAACCUCAUGGGUCACCCACUCUGGCAGAGAAGGUACUUCAGAUGUUUUGACUCUAUCUACUUUACCUGGUGGGACAGGUGAAACAAAAUCAUGGGAUACUCAUUCUUCAGAGACUAACCUGACAGUCCUCAUGACAACUCCAGAUAUUUCCCACACUGCAUCAGAUAGUUUGCCCUCAAUGUCCACCAGUUCUGAGACAGAAGCCAGAUCAGAUUCUUCAACUUCUGCUUUUUCACCUAAUGUUUCAGAAGUACUGAGUUCACCUGUCACUACUUUUAGAACAAUCACCAGCACCAAUAUUCCAACUUUGACUCUUUCUUCUAAUAAACCAGAGAAAGGAGUCUCAAUAUCCACUCAUACUGUGGUACAAAAACCUUCAUCCGUUCCAACUAUGACAGCUUCCUCUGGUGUACUUGGGAUAGUGACUUCACUAGGCCCUAGUUCUGAGAUUUACACCAGUACAAUUUCCCCAGCAAUAACAAGUUAUUCACAAAUACUGGAGAAAACAGCAUCACAAGUAACACCUUCUAAAAUUUCAGAAGAAAGUUCUUCUGUUGCAACUUUUACUGCUUCACCAGAUGAAGCAGGCACAUCAGCCCCAUUUGUUAUCAGUCCUGUAGAAAUGAGCACAAAGGUUCCCAGGAUAAGCCCAAGUUUUUCCCAUAUUGAAUCUUAUACCACACCCCCAACAGCCACCACAGUUGAACAGGAAGCCGGAUCAUCUGCUCCAAGUACUCCAACUAUAGCUCUCUCAUCUAGUAUUCCAGAUAUGGUAACCUUAGAAGGCCGUAGGUCUGAGGAAGAUACAGAGACAUCCAAAUCAAUUCUUACUCUUCAACCUCCUGAACGACAUACCAAGAUGUCUCUUAUUUCUCACUCUGGGGAAAAGAUUAGUUCACCCAUGUCUACUACAGCUGUCUCUCCAGGUGUAACAGAAAUGAUAAGACCAUUCUUCACUAGCUCUGAGACAGGCAGCCAUAAAAGAAAUCAGACUAUUUCUUCAGGUCAAACAGAGACCACCACAUCAUGGAUCAUGAAUCCUGAAACAGAAGUCAGUGCAAGGGUGCUAACUACAACCAUCUCACCCAAUGUUCUAGAAAUACUGACCUCAAAAUCUGUGAACCAAAUUCCAAAGAAACAGACUACAGUUUCAUUGGUAACUGAUGCUGGAAAAGAGCCCAAUUCAACCAUAUCUACUCUGGCUGUCUCUCCAGAUACAACAGAAAUGGCUACCUCACUGGUCACUACUGAAGGUACAGAAAGUCAUGCAACAACUCCAAAUUUCACUUUUUCCACAAGACUACCAAAUACAACAACAUCUUGGAUUAACAGCCCUGAAAAAAAAGCCAGCUCAGGUGCUCAAAAUACAAACUUAACAUCUAGUGUUACAGACAUGAUGACCUCAACAUUCCUGAGCCACACUCUUUCUGAAGCACAGAAGAAAACACCAUUGGCAACUCCUGCUGGGCAACAACAAAGUUUGUCCAUAAAUAGUAUGGCAGUCUCUCAGGGUAUAACAGAAGUGACAUCCCGGGUUGAUAGCUCAGGCACAGAAAGCCAUGCAGUGACUUCAAAUACAAACUUAUCCCCAAUACAACCAGAGGUUACAAAAGCAAAGAUAACAGAUCAUGGAAUGCAAGGCACUUCAGGGGUUCUAUUUAAGACCAUCUCACCUAGCAUGCCAGAAAUGAUGACCUCAUCAACUCUUAUUCCUUCUGAAACAUAUACUACAAUUUCAUUGGUUACCAACAUUGGGGAACAGCCAAGUUCAGCCAUGUCUACAAGGCCGGUGUCUUCAGGCAUAACUGAAAUGAUAUCAUCACUCAUCACUAGCUCUAGCAUGAAAAACUCUUUAUUGGAUUCAACUCUAUAUGUUUCCUCAAGUGAACCAGAGACCACAGACCCAAGGCUUGUCCUUCCUGGAAAAGAACUUGUUAUUUCCGGAGUUCUAUCUAGAACCAUCUCACAUAGUGUAACAGAAAUGAUCACCUCACCAACUCUUACUCCUUCUAAACCAUAUAGCACAGCUUCAUUGGAUACCCACAUUGGGGAACAGCCCAGUUCAGCCAUGUCUGUAAGGCCUGUUCCUCCACAUAUAACAGAAACGAUACCAUCCUUUGCCAUUAGCUCAAGCACAGAAAACCAUUCUGUCACUUCAACUCUUGCUACUUCCCCAGACCAACCAGAGACCACAUCUACAUGGGUCACCCACCCUGGAAAAGAAGAUACUUCAGGGGUUUUAAGAACAAUGGCCUCACCUACUGUUCCAGACGUGAUGACCGCAACGACUCUGAUCCACACUCCUCCUGAACCACAGACCAUAACAUCAUUGCUCACUCAUACUGGUGAACAUCUCAGUUCAUCCAUGUCCACUGAAGUUGUCUCUCAGAGUGGAAUGGAUAUGAUGAUGUCACCUGCCAGGACAGAAGUACAUGAAACCAGUCCAGCUCUACUUCUUUCUCCAGGUCAAAGAGAGAACACAGCCUCAUGGGGGACUCAUGAUGAAAGAGAAGACACUUCAGGUAUUCUAACUACCACCGUUUCAACUACUGGUCCAGACCUUGUUACUUCAGCAUCUCCUAUUCCUGCUGAACAACAUUCAACAGUUUCUAUUGUCACCCACAUUGGUGAACAGCCCAGUUCAGCCUUCCCUACUCUGGCUGGCUCUUCAGGUGUGACAGAAAUGAUGUCAUCACUGGUCACUAGCCCCAUCACAACACAUAGUCCAACAACUACAAUGCUGACAGUAUCCACAGAUCAAGCAGAGACCACAGGUUCAUGGGCCUCCCAUUCUGUAAAGGCAGUUAGUUCAGAUGUUCUAACUACAAAUAUGUCAGAUACUGCUUCAGAGAAUGUAAACUCAAUAAGUCCAACCUAUAUUUCUUCUGAAACACAGACCACAGUAUCAAUGGUUAAACAUGGUGAGGCACAACCAAGUUUAUCCAAGUCCACUCAGACUGUCCCUCCAGAAGCAACAGAAAUGAUGACAUCACAGACUACUACUACUGGCUCAAAAACACAUGAAACCAGUUCAGCUCUACUUGUUUCUCCAGGUCAAAGAGAGACCACAACCACAUGGGUGACUCAUGCUGAAAGAGAAGACACCACUUUUUCAACUACUGGUCCAGACCUUGUUACUUCAGCAUCUCCUAUUCCUGCUGAACAACAUUCAACAGUUUCUUUUGCCACCUACAUUGGUGAAAAGCCCAGUUCAGCCAUUCCUCCCCUGGCUGUCUCUCCAAGUGUAACAGAAACUCUAAUAUCACUGGGCACUAGCUCCAGCACUAACUCUGCACUAGCUACAACUCUGGCAGUUUCCACAGAUAAACCAGGGAAUACAGGCCCAUGGGUCACGCCCCCUGGAAAAGAGGACACAUCAGGGGAUCUCUCUACAGCCAUCUCACCUGACAUUUCAAAAAUGAUGACCUCAACAAUUCUGAUCCAUACUUCUCCUGAACCACAGACCAUUGCAUCAUUGGUCACGCAUCCUGGUAGACAUCCCAGUCCAUCCUUGUCUGAUCAGGCUGUCUCUUCAGGUGUAACAGAAACAGAAAUGCCAUCAUUUGUCACUGGCUCAAGCAUAGGAAGCCAUGCAACUCUGGAUGAUUCUACAGGCCUGUCUGAGACCACAGCCCCACUGACCACCCACCCUGAAAGAGAAGUCAUAUCAGGGGUUUCUACUACUACCAUGUCAACUGGUAUCCCAGGAAUGAUGACCUCAACUACUCUCAUUCCUUCUGAAUCACAUGCUACAAUUUCAUUGGUCACCCCUAUGGAACAACAGCCCAGUGCAACUUUGUCUACAAGUCCUGUCUCUACAGGCAUUACAGAAAUGUUACCCUCACUCGUCACUAACUCAAGCACAGAGAACAAUUCCAUGACUUCAACUAUGGCUGUUUCACCAGAUCAACCAGGGACCACAACCACAUGGGACACCCAUCCUGGAAAAGAAGGUACUUCAGGGGUUCUGUCUUUGAACAUUUCACAUAGCAUACCAGAAAUGAUGACAUCACCAAAUCUUAUUUCUGCUGAACUAAACACCACAGUGUCAUUGGUGACACAUAUUGGGGAACAGCAUAGUUCAGACAUAGCUACAUGGCCUAUCUCUCCAGAUAUAACAGAAACGAUACCAUCAUUUGCCACUAGCUCAAGUACAGAAAGCCAUUCCAUCACUUCAACUCUUGCUAUUUCCCCAGACCAACCAGAGACCACAUCCCCAAGGGUCACCCACCCUGGGAAAGAAGAUGCUUCAGGGGUUUUAAGAACAAUGGCCUCACCUACUGUUCCAGGCAUGAUGACCACAACAACUCUGAUCCACACUCCUCCUGAACCACAGACCAUAGCAUCAUUGGUCACUCAUACUGGUGAACAUCUCAGUUCAUCCAUGUCCACUGAUGUUGUCUCUCAGAGUGGAAUGGAUAUGAUGAUGUCACAUGCCAGUACAGAAGUACAUGAAACCAGUCCAGCUCUACUUCUUUCUCCAGGUCAAAGAGAGAACACAGCCUCAUGGGGGACUCAUGAUGAAAGAGAAGACACUUCAGGUAUUCUAACUACCACCGUUUCAACUACUGGUCCAGACCUUGUUACUUCAGCAUCUCCUAUUCCUGCUGAACAACAUUCAACAGUUUCUAUUGUCACCCACAUUGGUGAACAGCCCAGUUCAGCCUUCUCUACUUUGUCUGGCUCUUCAGGUGUAACAGAAAUGAUGCCAUCACUGGUCACUAGCCCCAUCACAACACACAGUCCAACAACUACAAUGCUGACAGUAUCCACAGAUCAAACAGAGACCACAGGUUCAUGGGCCUCCCAUUCUGUAAAGGCAGUUAGUUCAGAUGUUCUAACUACAAAUAUGUCAGCUACUGCUUCAGAGAAUGUAGGCUCAAUAAGUCCAACCUACAUUUCUUCUGAAACACAGAACACAGUAUCAAUGGUUACUCAUGCUGAGGUACAACCAAGUUUAUCCAUGUCCACUCAGACUGUCCCUCCAGAAGCAACAGAAAUGAGGACAUCACAGACCACUACUACUGGCUCAAAAACACAUGAAACCAGUUCAGUUCUACUUAUUUCUCCAGGUCAAAGGGAGACCACAACCACAUGGGUGACUCAUGCUGAAAGAGAAGACACUUCAUAUGUUCAAACUACCACUGUUUCAACUACUGGUCCAGACCUUGUUACUUCAGCAUCUCCUAUUCCUGCUGAACAACAUUCAACAGUUUCUUUUGCCACCUACAUUGGUGAACAGCCAGGUUCAGCUAUUCCUCCCCUGGCUGUCUCUCCAAGUGUAACAGAAACACUAAUAUCACUGGACACUAGCUCCAGCACUAGCUCUGCACUAGCUACAACUCUGGCAGUUUCCACAGAUAAAUCAGGGAAUGCAGGCCCAUGGGUCACCCAUCCUGAAACAGAAAUCUCUUCAGGGGUUCUCUCUACAGCCAUCUCACCUGAUGUUCCAAACACGAUGACCUCAACAACUCUGAUCCACACUCCUCCUGAACCACAGACCAUGGUAUUGUUGGUCACACAUCCUGGUAGACAUCCCAGUCCAUCCUUGUCUGAUCAGGCUGUCUCUUCAGGUGUAACAGAAACAGAAAUGCCAUCAUUUGUCACUGGCUCAAGCAUAGGAAGCCAUGCAAUGACUUCAACUCUGGAUGAUUCUACAGGCCUGUCUGAGAUCAUAGCCCCACUGACCACCCAUACUGAAAGAGAAGUCAUAUCAGGGGUUCCUACUACUACCAUGUCAACUGGUAUCCCAGGAAUGAUGACCUCAACUACUCUCAUUCCUUCUGAAUCACAUGCUAAAAUUUCAUUGGUCACCCCUAUGGAACAACAGCCCAGUGCAACUUUGUCUACAAGUCCUGUCUCUCCAGGUAUUACAGAAAUGAUACCUUCACUCGUCACUAACUCAAGCACAGAGAACAAUUCCAUGACUUCAACUAUGGCUGUUUCACCAGAUCAACCAGGGACCACAGCACCAUUGGUCACCCAUUCUGGAAAAGAAGGCACCUCAGAAGAUCUAUCUACAACCAUCUUACCUGGUGUUCCCGACAUGAUGACCUCAAGAACUCUGAUCCACACUCCUUCUGAACCACAGACAUCAUCAUUGUUCACACAAGCUGGUGGACAUCCCAAUUUAUCCAUGUCUGCUCAGACUAUCUUUUCGGGUGUAACAGAAUUGAUGACAUCUAUGGACACUACUUCUGGGACAGAGACACAUGAAACCAGUUCAGCUCUACUUGUUUUCUCAGGUCAAACAAAUACCACAGCCUCAUGGGUAACUCAUGCUGAAAGAGAAGACACUUCAGGUGUUCUAACCACCACUAUUUCAGCUAGUGUUCCAGACCUUGUUACUUCCCCAACUCUUAUUCCUUCUGAAUCACAUUCCACAGUCUCCUCUGUCACCCAAAUUGGGGAACAGCCUAGUUCAGCCAUGUCUACUCUGGCUGGCUCUCCAGGUAAUACAAAAUUGAUUCCAUCACUGGUCACUAGCUCCAGCUCUAUACCACCCACAACUCUGGAAGUUUCCACAGAUAAACCAGAGACCAUAACCCUAUGGAUCACCCAUCCUGGAACAGAAGUCUCUUCAGAGGAUCUAUCUACAACCAUCUCACCUGGUGUUCCAGACAUGAUGACCUCAACACCUCUGGUUCACACUCCUUCUGAAUCAGUGGCCAUAACAUCACUGGUCACCUAUCCUGGAACAGAAGUCUCUUCAGAGGAUCUAUCUACAACCAUCUCAUUUGGUGUUUCAGACAUGAUGACCUCAACACCUCUGUUCCACACUCCUUCUGAACCAGUGACCAUAACAUCACUGGUCAGCCAUCCUGGUGGACAUCCCAGUUCAUCCUUGUCUAUUCAGACUGUAUCUCAUGAUGCAACAGAAAUGACACAGUCACUAGUCACCAGGGUGGGCACAGGAAGUUAUAUAAUGGUCACCCACACUGAAAGAGAAAGCAUGUCAGGAGUUCCAAGUACUACCAUUUCAGCCAGUAUCCCAGAAAUGAUAUCCACAACUCUUUUUCCUUCUGAAUCACUAACUGGAAUUUCAUUUGUUACCUCUGCUGAGGAUCAGACCAGCAGUAUAACAGAAAUGACAUCACAAGCCAAUACUUUGGGGACAGAGACAGAAGAGACCCCUCCAGUUCUAUUUGUUUCCCCAGGUGAAAGAGAGACCACAGCCUCAUGGGUGACUCAUAUUGAAAGAGUACUCACUUCAGGUUCUUCAACCUCCACUAUUUCAACUAUUUUUCCAGAUUUGGUUACCUCACCACCUCUUCUUUCUUCUGAACCACAUACUACAGUUUCAUUCAUUACCCUUCCUGAGGAACAACAGACAACUCAGACUGUCUCUCCAGGUAUAACAGAAAUGAUACCAUCAAUGAUCACUCUCUCAGGCAAAAAUAACCAUUCAGCUUCUUCAACUCUGGCAGAGUCUGUAGGUGAAGCAGAAACCACAACUCAUCCUGGAAAUGAAGACACUUCAGUGGUUCUGACUACAGCCAUCUCACUUAGUGGUCCAGACACGAUGACCUCAACAAUUCUGAACCACACUCCUAAAACACAGAGCAUAACAUCAUUGGUUCCCCAUGCUGGAAGACAGCCCAGUUUAUUUAUGUCUACUCAGAGUGUCUCUCCAGAUAUAACAGAAGUGACACCAUCACUAUUUACUAACCUGGGCACAGAAAGCUCUGCAAUGACUACAACAGUGGCUGUUUCCCCAGGUCAACCUGAGACUGUAGUCCCAUGGGUCACCCAUCCUGGAAUAGAAGAUACUUCAAGGGUUCUCUCUAUGACCAUCUCCCCUAAUGUACCAGAAAUGAUGACAUCAGCAACUCUUAUUCCUUCUGAAUCACAUACCACAGUUUCAAUUGUCACCCACUUUGGAGAACAGUCCAGUUCAGCCAUAUCUACAAAAUAUGUAUCUCCAGGUACAACUGAAAUGAUACCAUCACAGGUCAUUAGUUCUGGAACCGAAAACCAUCCAAUCACUUCAAGUCUGUCUGUUUCCUCAGGUCAAACAGAGUCCACAGUUCCAUGGGUCACCCUUCCUGGGAAAGAAGACACUUCAGGAGUUUUAACUUCAACCAUCUCACCUCGUCUUCCUGGUAUGCUGACCUUAACAGCUGUGAACCACAUUACUUCUGAAGCACAAACUGGAACAUUGGGCACCCAUGCUGGGGAUCAGCCCAGUUUAUCCAUGUCUACUCUGGGUGUCUCUCCCCAUGUAACAGAAAUGAUACCAUCACUGGGCACUAGCUCUAGUGUGCCAGAAAUGAUGACCUCACCAAACCUUAUUUCUUCUGAAGCACAUACCACAAUUUCUUUGGUCAUUGAUGCUGGGGAACAGCCCAGUUCAACCAUUUCUACAAAGCCUAUCUCUCCCCAUGUAACAGAAACAAUAUCACCACUCAUCACUAGUUCUCACAUAGAAAUGGAUUCAGUGUCUUCCACUCUGACUGCUUCUCCAGAUCAACCAGAAAACCCAACCUUAUGGCUCACCACUCCUAUAACAGAAGCCCCUUUGAGUAUUCUAAGGACAUCCAUGUCUCCUAGCAUUCCAGAAAUGUUAUCCUCAUCAACUCUUAUUCCUUCUGAACCACAUACCAUAAUAUCCUUGAUCUCCCAUGUUGGGGGACAGCCCAGUUCAGCCAUGACUACAAGAUCUGUCCCUCCAGAAAUGAUUACCCCAACAACUCUUAUUCCUUCUGAGCCACAUAACACUAUUUCAGAUGUUACAGAAAUGAUGACGUCACGGGUCACUACUUCUGAGACAAAGAUAUAUACAGCUACUCCAGUUUUGACUGUUUCCUCAAGUCAAACAGAGAACACAGCCUCCUCGGUCAUGCUUCCUGGGAAAGAAGCAAGUUCAACAAUUUCUACUCUGUCUACUUUACCUGGUGAGCCAAAAAGAACUGAAACAUGGCUCAUUCUUUCUGCCAAGCCUAGCACUCCACUCUCCACAGCAACUCUCAAAUUUUCUUCUAGUGAAUCAGACAUCAUACCCUCAGCUUCUGGGGCAGAGAGCACUUCAGCCAUUCCAACAACUCUUUCAACUGGUGUACCAUAUAUGACCACUCCACUAACUGCUGGUUCUACAACAGACAAUAGUAAGAUUUUUCUUACACCGAGUACAUUGAUGCAUGAGCCAACAUCAGCAGUCUCCCUGGUCUUUCAUUCUGCCUUAACACAAAAAACUUCCAGUUCUUCUGAUAGUGGUUUAGAUGUUACACCCUCAAUAAUCAAUCAUUCUGGAACUGAAACCAGUUCAUCUGUGCCAACAAUGACUCUCUAUCCUGGGGUGCCAGGUGUUGAGAUCUCACAGUUCUCUAGUUCUAGUCCAUCAACCAGUACAUUUCCAAAUACAGUUCUGUCUCCUAGUGAAACAAAAAGCACAGUCUCAUUACCCACCUUCCUCAGUACUGAGACUAAGACAACAUUUCCUGUUUCAACUGGUUUUCUUCCUUCAUUGGAGACCACAGCCUCAGUGCCCAUUACAUCUGGGGUAGAUGUUAGUACAACUCUCUUUACUCAGACUGUGUCCCCUGAUGUACCAGAGAUGACACAUUUUCUCUUGAACUCAUCUGUGACUGAGGAGAGCAAAAGUGACCUGGGUACAACAUUUUCAUCUGGUACUUCUGAAGAAACAGCCUCUCUCCCCAUCCACUCUGAGACUAAGACCAGCACAACCAUUCUAAGUGUAACUCCUUCCCCUAAUUUAACAGGAACCACAGGUUUAUGGGCUUCCAUCACUUCUGCAGAAUCCACUCUGACUAUGUCCCCUAGUGUCUCUGGGAUUCCCGGUGCUCCUACAACUAGUAAAUCUAGCAGUGCAACUUUAGAGAGCAUAGAAACUUCAGCAUCUGUCACUACAGUUAGACUUUCCGAUCUUGUCACUUAUGUCACAAGCCCCGUAAUUACCUUGAUACCAUCAGAGUCCUCAACAAGCCCAAUCACUGACCUGGAAACUACAAGUGAGACAUCUCAUGUAGCUACCACAAGUUCAAGACCCAUUGGGAAUAAGACCACAACUACACAACAUGGACUGAGCACAUCUGGAAUGUCCACAUGGAUCUCUGAGAAUGUGACUUCAAGACCAACUCCAAGUAUUUAUCUAGAAUUGGUGCCAUUCACUUUCAACUUGACAAUCACCAACCUGCCUUAUACCACAGAAAUGGGGUACCCAGACUCCUUACACUUCAACCAAACACAGAAGGCCUUGAACUACCUGUUCCAGUCAUUGUUCAAGAAUACCAGCAUUGGUUCUAACUACUCUGGAUGCAUACUGUCGCUGAUCAGGUCAGAACAGAAUGGAGCAGCCACUGGAGUAGAUAGUAUUUGCACCUACCAUCAUGACCCCAUGAGUCUUCCUCUGGACAGAAAGCAGUUGUAUCAAGAAGUGACCCAGCUGACCAAUGGUAUCACCAGACUGGGUCCCUACAUCCUGGACAGAGACAGUCUCUAUGUCAAUGGUUAUAACCGUCGGUACUGGACCACCCCCACAAACAGUACAAGCCCAUCUCUGGAACUCUUCACCCUUAACUUCAUUAUAACCAAUCUGCACCAUACAGAGGGCAUGAGAUACCAAGGAUCAAAAAUAUUCAACAGCACAGAGAGGAUCUUGAAUCGAUUGCUCAAGCCCCUGUUCAAAAACACCAGUAUUGGGUCCCUUUAUUCUGGUUGCAGACUGACCUUACUGAGGCCUGAGAGAGAUAGAACAGCCACUGGAGUGGAUGCUGUCUGCACUUACCAUUCUGAUCCCAUGGGCCUUAGGCUGGACAGAGAGAAGCUGUACUGGGAAGUGAGUCAUAAUACCCAGGGUGUUACCAAGCUAGGAUCCUUCACUCUAGAAAAGGACAGUCUGUACAUCAAUGAUUUUACCCAUCAAACCUCUGCUCCCACUUCCAACACUCCUGUGACGUCAUCUCGGUCUUUCAAAGGAACCUCUACUGCACAACCUAACCUCUCCACAGUGGCUACUCCUGUUUUUGCACAGUUCACGCUCAACUUCACCAUCACUAACCUGGAGUUCAAGGAAGACAUGCUAUACCAUGGCUCCAAGAAUUUCAACACUCUGGAGAGAGUCCUCCAGCACCUGCUCAAAUCCCUGUUCAAGACCAGCAGUCUGGGAUCCCUCUAUGCAGGCUGCACACUAGUGUCACUCAGGUCUAAGAAAGACAGAACGGCCAUCACAGUGGAUGCCAUCUGCACAUAUCACUUUGACCCCAAAGGCUACAGAUUGGACAGGGAGCAGCUCUACUGGGAGCUGAAUGGGUUAACUCAUGGUGUCACCAGACUGGAUCCCUACACCCUGGAUAGGGACAGCCUCUACGUUAAUGGUUUCACCCAUCAGAGCUCUGCACUUAUCAGCAGCACUCCUGGGACUACGACAACAAAUCUGGGAACCUCUGGAGAUCACUCCUUCCCCAAAACCACAGCCAUGACCCAUUCCCUGGUGCCCUUUACCCUCAACUUCACCAUCACAAAUCUACAAUACACACCAGCUAUGAAACACUCAGGAUCCUUAAAGUUCAACAAAACAGAGAAGGUCCUGCAGUACCUGCUUGCUGCUGUGUUCAAGAAUACCACCAUUGGUCCAUUGUACUCUGGGUGCCAACUGAUCUUGCUCACACCUGAAAAGGAUGGAUCAGCCACUGGAGUGAACAUGAUCUGUACUCAUCGAUCUGAGCCCACAGGCAUAGGGCUGGACCCAAAGCAGCUGUACUGGGAGCUGAGCCGUGAGACCCAUGGCAUCACCCAGCUGGACUUCAUAACCCUAGACAAGAACAGCCUUUAUGUCAAUGGUUAUAACCAUUGGCUCCUGACCUCAAACACUAGCAUGCCAGGCUCUCCUCUGGUGCCUUUCACCAUCAACUUCACCAUCACUAACCUCAAGUAUGAGGAGGGCAUGCGUCAACCUGGAUCCUGGAAGUUCAAUGCCACGGAGAGGAUCCUCCGAAGACUGCUAUGGUCUUUGUUCAAUAAAACGAGCAUCAGCCUUCUGUAUUCUGACUGCAGACUGUUCUUGCUCAGGUCUGAGAACGAUGGAGCAGCCACAGGGGUAGAUGCUAUCUGUACUCACCGUCCAGACCCCACUGAGUCUGAGCUGGACAAUGAACAGGUAUAUAGGGAAUUGAGCGAGCUGACCAAUAACAUCACCCAGCUGGGCCCUUAUGCCUUAGACCAGAACAGCCUUUACAUCAAUGGUUAUACACACCAGAACCUGUCCAUCAUACCCAUUACAGUCCCUGUCCUGGUGCAUUUUACUAUCAACUUCACCAUCACUAACUUGGCGUUUGAGAAGGACAUGAGUCGCCCUGGAUCCAGGAAGUUCAAUAUCACUGAGAGAAUCCUGCAGAGGCUGCUGAGGCCCUUGUUCCAAAAAUCCAGUGUUGGUCCCGUGUAUUCUGGCUGUGUCCUGGCCUCUCUCAGAUCUGAAAAUGAUGGUGCAAGCACAGGAGUGGAUGCGGUCUGCACUCUCCACCUCGACCCCACUGGCCUGAGACUGGACAGAAAGAUGAUGUAUUGGGAGCUCAGCCGGCUGACGUAUGGUGUCAGCAGGCUGGGCCAUUAUACUCUGGACCAGAACAGUCUCUAUGUUGAUGGUUACACACAUCAAAACCUGGCUACCACCACAAAGAUCUCUGUGAUGACCACGGCUUCUACAGCAUUGACUACCAGCUCUCCCAGCCAUACAGCAGCAGGCCCUGUUCCAGUGCCUUUUACCAUCAACUUCACUGCCACUAAUCUGGAGUAUGUGGAUGAUAUGGGUCACCCAGGAUCUAGGAAGUUCAAUGUCACUGAGAGACUUCUGCAGAGCCUGCUUGGAACAUUAUUUAGUAAAACCAGUGUCAGCCACCUGUACUCUGGAUGCAGACUAACAAUGCUCAGGCCUGAGAACAAUGGAACAGCCACAGGAGUAGAUGCCAUCUGCACCUACCAGCCCAACACUUCUAGUGGAGGGCUGGACAGAAAGCGUCUGUACUGGGAGCUGAGAAGACUGAACAAAGGCAUCAUGAAGCUAGGGCCCUACACCUUGGACAAGAACAGUCUCUAUGUCAAUGGUUAUAUGCAGCAGACUCUGGCCACUACCCAUGGGAGUGAGUAUCCUGAGGCUCCAGUAUUCGUGACAUUAGUGAUGGCUACUGUUUCUGAAGGACUGCCACACACUUCUUCAGCACCCACAGCUGCAGGCCCUGUCCUGGUGCCUUUCAGCAUCAACUUCACCAUCAUUAACCUGGAGUUUGAGGAGGAAAUGGGUCACCCUGGAUCCAGGAAGUUCAAUAUCAUGGACAGAACCCUGCAGAGCCUGCUCAGGCCCUUGUUCAAUAAAACCAGUGUUGGUCCAUUGCAUUCUGGCUGCAGGCUGAUCUUGCUCAGGUCUGAGAAAAAUGGAAGUGCCACAGGGGUGGAUGCCACCUGCACCCACCGCCUAGACCCUGCUGGCCACAGGCUGGAAAAUGAGCAGAUAUAUGGGGAGCUGAGCAAUCUGACCCAGGGUGUCACCCAGCUGGGCCCCUACAUCCUGGACAAGAACAGUCUCUAUGUCAAUGGUUACACACACCAGAUCCUGGUUACCACUCCCAGAAUGUCUAUGGUGAACAUUGUUUCUUCAACUAUGCCAACUCCCAUCUCCAAUCUCACAGCCUCAAGCUCUGCUCCACUGCUGUGCACUCUUAACUUCACUAUUACCAACCUACCAUACACAGAGGAUAUGUGGGGCCCAGGGUAUGCCAAGUUCAACAAAGUGGAGAAAGUUUUGCAGCUUCUGCUCAAACCUUUGUUCCAAAAAAGCAGCGUUGGCCUACUGUAUUCUGGUUGUAGACUGACUUCACUCAGUCCCAGGAAGAAUGGAGAAGCCACUGGAGUGGAAACAGUUUGCACCUAUUACCCUGACCACACAGGUCAUGGCCCGGCUAGAGAGCAACUGUACUUGGAGCUGAGCAAGCUAACCAAUGGUGUCACUCAGCUGGGCCCCUACACUCUGGAUGGAGACAGUCUCUAUGUUAAUGGUUACACCAAUCUAACCUCAGAUAUGAUCCUGAACACAACUGUGACUACCACAUCCUUCCCAGCUUCCUCUCUGACUCCAUUCUCUACAACUAAUUCCACAGUCGUUGGUACUAUCAUGGUACCCAUCACUCUCAACUUCACCAUCACCAACUUACACUACACAGAGGAGAUGGGUCAUCCAGGUUCCUUGAAGUUCAACUCCACCAAGUGGAUCUUACAUUAUUUGCUUGACACCUUGUUCAAUAAGACCAUCAUUGCCACACACUACUCUGGAUGCAGACUGGCUUCACUCAGGUCAGACAAUCAUAGAGAAGCCACAGGUGUAGACAUAAUCUGCACCUUCCUCUCUGACUCCAUGAGCCCUGGAUUAGUCCGAGAUCAGCUAUUUUGGAAGUUGAGCCAUGAGACACAUGGCAUCACCCGUCUGGGCCCCUAUACCCUGGACCAGAACAGUCUCUACAUUAAUGGUUACCAUUUUGGAACUGCAGCCCCAGCUAACAUUACUGGGAAAGUUGGUGAGGAGAUGUUCACAGUAAACUUCACUAUCAACAACCUACGCUACUCUGCCGACAUGGGCCAGAUUGGCUCUCCCAAGUUCAAUAUCACAGAUACACUCAUGCAGCACCUGCUCAGCCCUUUGUUUCAGAGGAGCAGUCUUGGCCCCCUAUACACAGGCUGUAGAGUAACCACUCUGAGGUCAGUGAAGAAUGGUGCCCAGACCCAGGUAGAUGCCCUUUGCACGUACCGCCAGGUUCCCAACAGUCUGAGACUGCCUGCCAAGCCAAUUUUCUAUGACCUAAGCUGGCAGACCCGUGGAAUCACCCAGCUGGGUCCAUACUCUCUGGAUAAAGACAGCCUUUACAUCAAUGGUUACAAUGAACCUGGUCCAGAUGUACCUCCUACAACUCCAGAACCAGCCACCACCAUCUUGCCCUCCGCAUCAACAUCUCUACAGCCAGAGUCCAAUACAGCUAUGAGGCACCACCUGGAAACCUUCACCAUCAACUUCACCAUCUCUAACCUUCCAUAUUCAGCUGACAUGAUCAGUGGCUCAGCCUUGUUCAACUCCACUGAGCAUGUCCUACAACACCUACUUGGAUCCUUGUUCCAUAAUAGCUCCUUUAACUCAAGUUGCAGACUGACCUCCCUCAGGCCUGCGAAGAAUGGAACAUUCACAGUGGUGGGUACCACCUGCACCUACCAGCACGACCCUGCACAUCCUGGAAUGGAUGCUCAGGGUCUGUACUCAGAACUAAGUCAUCUGAGCCGUGGAGUCACCCAACUGGGAAACUACACACUGGAGAAGCAUAGCCUCUAUGUGAAUGGUUACAAUGGUCUUGGUCCAGAUAUACUUACUACAGUUCCUGAGCCAAGCACCACCAUCCUGCCUUUUACACUGACAUCUGUACAACCAGAAUCUACCACAGCUGUGGAGCACCAUCUGAAGCUUGUCAUACUCAAUUUCACCAUCUCUAAUCUUCCUUAUUCAGAAGACAUGAACUAUAGCUCAGCCAUGUUCAACUCCACUGAGCGUGUUCUACAAUACUUGCUUACACCCUUGUUCCAGAAUAUCUCCUUCAACCCAAGCUGCAGACUGACCUCUCUCAGGCCUGAGAAGAAUCAAAACUCCACUAGUGUAAUUGUCAUUUGCUCCUACCAACAUGAUUCUGAGCAUCCUGGGCUGCACACACAAGAAAUAUAUUCAGAGAUGAGCCAUCUGACCCAUGGAGUCACUCAGCUGGGCAACUACACAUUGGACAAAGAUAGUCUCUAUGUGAAUGGUUACAGUGUAACUAGUACAGAAGAAUCAACAACAACUGUGGGGCACCACUUGAAAACUGUAUCAGUCAGCUUCACUAUUUCCAACCUCCCAUAUUCAGCAUAUAUGAACAAUGGCUCAGCUGUGUUCAACUCCACUGAGACCCUCCUAAAGAAUCUGAUGGAACCAUUGCUCCAUAAUGGUUCUUUCAACUCAAGUUGCAGACUGGAUUCUCUCAGGCCUGAGAAGAAUGGAACUGCCACUGGUGUAGAAGUCAUCUGCACAUACUUGUAUGACCUUGCACAUCCUGUGUUGGACACCCAGGAAUUGUACUCAGAGCUGAGCAACCUGACCCAUGGAAUAACCCAGCUGGGCAACUAUUCACUGGACAAAGAAAGUUUACAUGUGAAUGGUUAUAAUAAACCUGGUCCAGAAGAACCUCCUACAACUAUAGGACACCAUCUAAAAACCCUCACAAUCAACUUCACCUUAACCAACCUUCCAUAUUCAUCAAAUAUGAGCAAUGCCUCAGCUCUGUUCAGCUCAACUGAGAGUGUCUUCCACUACCUGCUUGGACACGUGUUCCAGAAUGACUCCUUCAACACCAGUUGCAGAUUGGAUUCCCUCCAGCCUAAGAAGAAUGGAACAGCCACUGGUGUGGAUGCCAUCUGUGCCUACUACCAUGACCCUGCACAUCCUGGGAUAGACAUCAAAGAGCUGUACACAGAGCUGAGAAAUCUAACUCAGGAAAUCACCCAUCUGGGUAACUACUCCCUGGACAAGGACAGUCUAUAUGUCAAUGGUUAUAAUGAACCUGGUCACGAAGAACCUUCUACAACUCAUGAGCCAGUCACCACUACCCUACCUUCUCCACCUGCAUCUCUGCAGCCAGAACCUGCCACAGCUAUAGGACACCAUCUAAAAACCCUCACAAUCAACUUCACCAUAACCAACCUUCCAUAUUCAUCAAAUAUGAGCAAUGGCUCAGUUCUGUUCAGCUCAACUGAGAGUUUCCUCCACUACCUGCUUGGACACGUGUUCCAGAAUGACUCCUUCAACUCCAGUUGCAGACUGGAUUCCCUCAGGCCUAAGAAGAACGGAACAGCCACUGGUGUGGAUGCCAUCUGUGCCUACUACCAUGACCCUGCACAUCCUGGGAUAGACAUCAAAGAGCUGUACACAGAGCUGAGAAAUCUAACUCAGGGACUCACCCUUCUGGGUAACUACUCCCUGGACAAGGACAGUCUUUAUGUCAAUGGUUAUAAUAAACAUGUUCCUGAGGAAACUCCUACAACUAUAGGACACCAUCUAAAAACCCUCACAAUCAACUUCACCAUAACCAACCUUCCAUAUUCAUCAAAUAUGAGCAAUGGCUCAGCUCUGUUCAACUCAACUGAGACUUUCCUCCACUACCUGCUUGGACACGUGUUCCAGAAUGACUCCUUCAACUCCAGUUGCAGACUGGAUUCUCUCAGGCCUAAGAAGAAUGGAACAGCCACUGGUGUGGAUGCCAUCUGUGCCUACUACCAUGACCCUGCACAUCCUGGGAUAGACAUCAAAGAGUUGUACACAGAGCUGAGAAAUCUAACUCAGGAAAUCACCCAGCUGGGUAAUUACUCCCUGGACAAGGACAGUCUCUAUGUCAAUGGUUAUAAUAAGCCUGGUCCUGAAGAACCUUUGACAACUCGUGAGCCAGCCACCACUACCCUACCUUCUCCAUCUGCAUCUCUGCAGCCAGAACCUACCACAGCUAUAGGACACCAUCUAAAAACCCUCACAAUCAACUUCACCAUAACCAACCUUCCAUAUUCAUCAAAUAUGAGCAAUGGCUCAGCUUUGUUCAGCUCAACUGAGAGUUUCCUCCACUACCUGCUUGGACACGUGUUCCAGAAUGACUCCUUCAACUCCAGUUGCAGACUGGAUUCCCUCAGGCCUAAGAAGAACGGAACAGCCACUGGUGUGGAUGCCAUCUGUGCCUACUACCAUGACCCUGCACAUCCUGGGAUGGACAUCAAAGAACUGUACACAGAGCUGAGAAAUCUAACUCAGAAAAUCACCCAGCUGGGGAACUACUCCGUGGACAAGGACAGUCUCUAUGUCAAUGGUUAUAAUAAACCUGGUCCUGAAGAACCUUCCACAACUCAUGAGCCAGUCACCACUACCCUACCUUCUCCACCUGCAUCUCUGCAGCCAGAACCUGCCACAGCUAUAGGACACCAUCUAAAAACCCUCACAAUCAACUUCACCAUAACCAACCUUCCAUAUUCAUCAAAUAUGAGCAAUGGCUCAGUUCUGUUCAGCUCAACUGAGAGUUUCCUCCACUACCUGCUUGGACACGUGUUCCAGAAUGACUCCUUCAACUCCAGUUGCAGACUGGAUUCCCUCAGGCCUAAGAAGAACGGAACAGCCACUGGUGUGGAUGCCAUCUGUGCCUACUACCAUGACCCUGCACAUCCUGGGAUAGACAUCAAAGAGCUGUACACAGAGCUGAGAAAUCUAACUCAGGGACUCACCCUUCUGGGUAACUACUCCCUGGACAAGGACAGUCUCUAUGUCAAUGGUUAUAAUAAACAUGGUCCAGAAGAAACUCCUACAACUAUAGGGCACCAUCUAAAAACCCUCACAAUCAACUUCACCAUAACCAACCUUCCAUAUUCAUCAAAUAUGAGCAAUGGCUCAGCUAUGUUCAGCUCAACUGAGAGUGUCCUCCACUACCUGCUUGGACACGUGUUCCAGAAUGACUCCUUCAACUCCAGUUGCAGACUGGAUUCCCUCAGGCCUAAGAAGAAUGGAACAGCCACUGGUGUGGAUGCCAUCUGUGCCUACUACCAUGAGCCUAUUCAUCCUGAAAUGGACAUCAAAGAGUUGUACACAGAGCUGAGAAAACUAACUCAGGAAAUCACCCAGCUGGGGAACUACUCCCUGGACAAGGACAGUCUAUAUGUCAAUGGUUAUAAUGAACAUGAUGCAGAAGGACUUCCUACAACUCCUGAGUCACCCACCACCAUCCUGGCUUCUCCAUUAACAUCUGUGCAUCCAGAACCCACAACAGAUAUGAAGCCACCCACUCUUCUGCCAACAGAAAUCCCAACAACCAGUUCCAGCUCUCAACAUUUCAACUUGAACUUCACCAUCACCAACCUACCCUAUUCCCAAGACAUAGUUGAGCCAGGCACCACAAAACACCAGCAAAACAAGAGAAGCAUUGAAUAUGCGCUCAACCAGCUUUUCAGAAACAGCAGCAUCAAGAGUUAUUUCUCCGACUGUCAAGUUUUAGCCUUCAGGUCUGUCUCCAACAGCAACCACACAGGGGUAGAUUCCCUGUGUAACUUCUCACCAUUGGCUCGGCGAGUGGACAGAAUUGCUAUCUAUGAGGAAUUCCUUCGGAUGACACAGAAUGGUACCCAGCUGCUGAAUUUCACACUGGACAGGAAGAGUGUCCUUGUGGAUGGGUAUUCUUCAAACAGGGAUGAUGAUGUGAUAAAGAAUUCUGGUCUUCCCUUCUGGGCCAUCAUUCUCAUCUGCUUGGCAGUACUACUGGUAUUCAUCACAUGCCUGAUGUGCUGUUUCCUGGUGACUGUCUGCAGAAGAAAAAAGGAGGGAGACUAUCAGGUUCAACGUCACCGCCUCGGUUAUUACCUGCCUCACCUAGACCUGAGGAAGCUCCCAUGACUCCACCUGCCAGCAGUACCUUUCCCCUAGCAGGGUCCAAAGAAUAAAUAAACCUCAUGGGUCAGAUUCA
Messenger RNA from Alexandromys fortis (reed vole), 30095 nucleotides. RefSeq names its product mucin 16, cell surface associated (gene Muc16). The record is from RefSeq and is a predicted model, not a curated record. Lineage: Eukaryota; Metazoa; Chordata; Mammalia; Rodentia; Cricetidae. The transcript has 102 exons. The coding region runs from base 845 to 30025 and encodes 9726 amino acids.